UACUGUGAAUAACCGGCUAUGUUUCUUUUUUUUUUUCAUAAAAGACCCAAAAGAAGGUAUUUAUGGUACUUCCUCUUUAAGAGUCCGCGCAUGCGCAAACUACCAGGAAAGUUAACUCCUGAACUUCGUAGAAAGAAGAUUUGUGAUUUUUAAAAUCACAGGAAAAACUUUACUGUGUUGACAUGGCAUUUCGCCGGAGGAACAAAAGUUACCCUUUCUUCAGCCAGGAGUUCUUAAUUCAGAACCAUGCCGAUAUUGUUUUCAGUUUGGUGAUUGUCAUUUUGAUUGGACUGAUGUUUGAGACAACAGCAAAGACGGCCAUAUUGUUCAUUCAGCCUCAGUACAAUGUCACAACAUUAUCACCAGAGGGAGAGGUGACGACGUAUCUGUACGGAUGGAAAGACUGCGCCACCAUUCUCUUCUACUUCUUCAUCACCAUCAUCCUCCACGCUGUCGUGCAGGAGUACCUUCUUGACAAAGUGAAUCGACGCCUACACCUCUCCAAGAGCAAAAACACCAAGUUUAAUGAGUCGGGUCAGCUUUGUGUGUUUCACUUUGUGUCGAGCGUGUGGAGUUUCUAUGUUCUCCUAAACGAAGGAUAUAUCUUGCAUCCCAGCAGCCUUUGGGAGAAUUACCCUCAUUCACAUCUUAGGUUUCAGGUGAAGUUUUUCUACCUCACUCAGCUGGCCUACUGGCUCCAUGCCUUGCCAGAGCUCUACUUCCAGAAAGUGCGCAAGGAGGAGAUUCCUCGCCAGCUCCAGUACAUCUGUCUGUAUCUCCUGCACAUAUCUGCAGCCUAUUUGUUAAACUUGACUCGUGUGGGUCUGGUACUCCUGUUCCUCCAGUAUUUAUCAGAGCUGGGCUUCCACAUCGCCAGACUCCUCUACUUUACUGAUGAGAACCACCAGAAAAUGUUUGACCUGUGGGCAGUUAGCUUUGUGUUCACACGGAUGACCACGCUGACCCUGAUGUUCCUCUCUGUGGGAUUUGGUUUGGCUCGAGCUGAGAAUCAGGGGCUGGACUUGGAGAUGGGCAACUUCAACACUGUGCUGAUAAGAAUGAUUGUCCUGCUGCUGGUGUGUUUGACUCAAUCCUGGCUGCUGUGGAAGUUUAUCCGCUUCCAGCUAAGGCGUUGGAGGGAACUCCGACACGAGCAGGCUGUUCGCAAGAAGGCUGCCACAAAACAACCCCUGCGGCCCCUAAAGAGAGACUCGCUUGGUAACCAUGAAAACGGAGUUCUUAAAGCGGAGAAUGGAGUCUCUCCCCGGACAAAGAAACUCAAAUCUCUUUAAGAUCCUCUGACUGGCGUGAAAAGCUGCCUUAGUGGUGGCUAAGGUUCUCGAUCAGCACCCGAGGGAAGCUGAUGGCUGCUGGUCGUCGAGCUUCUGGCUGAAAAUGUCCUGCGAUGUUCCAAGGACUAUGUCGCAGAUGUUGGAAAAUGAAAUCCAAGGAAAAUCCUUUGAUCCCAACAGACAUUUAUCCUUCUCAUUGUAUCAGUAUUUUGUAUUUGUAAAACAUACUUGCAGCUUGCAAUCCCAUCAUAAAGCAGACAGUUGUAUGCAGUGAUAAAAUAGUUAAAUAAGCGUGUUCAUCCUCAAACUGAAGUACUGUAGCGUUGCAGCUCGGACUGUUGAGCCUUUGUGUUCUGUUUUUUAGUCCACAGGAGCAGAAAAGUGUUACUGAUUUUUUUAUUUUAAUUUUUUAAUUUUUGGUAUGAUAUGAACUAUCUGGUAAAACUGUACAUGUGUCACUUAUCACUUUCCAUUAAGUAUGUUGGAUAACACUGCAUGCCAUUCCAUUUCUGAUUUUUGUUUUUGUUCCGAUUUGUUUAUUAAUUACUUUAUUAAAUAAUGCAAUUGUUCAAA
Molecule: messenger RNA, 1865 nt
Organism: Oryzias latipes (Japanese medaka)
Lineage: Eukaryota; Metazoa; Chordata; Actinopteri; Beloniformes; Adrianichthyidae
Gene: tram2
Product: translocation associated membrane protein 2
Biological process (GO): protein insertion into ER membrane; SRP-dependent cotranslational protein targeting to membrane, translocation
Cellular component (GO): endoplasmic reticulum membrane
Source: RefSeq, a predicted model, not a curated record